AUGGGCAGUCUUUCUUUAUUUUUGCUGUCCUUGGACAACGAGCAAGAGAUCCUGCCUAUUAUGACCCGGUUCCCAAAGUUUCCACCUGAGAUCCGCAACAUGGUCUGGACUUUCGCAGCGAUGGAGCCAGAAGUCUUCACGGUCAAGAUCCGAAGACUUGUUAAGGAAUCUCCGUCGAAAGCCAAGCAAAAGAAGAACCUCACCGCACGAACCCAAUUCCACUUCAAGUACGAGGCAACCUCGGGUCCUAUCAACCUCCACGGCUACAAUACCCCUCACUCCAGCCUUCGGAGUGCCACGAAUGAAUCUCGUGCUGCGUACAAAAAGUUCAGAUCGCACGAAAUCCAACUGCUCGGCUAUGGCCCUGACAACAAAGUCUUUUUCAACCCAUCGGUUGACGUCCUCCACUUCGAUGACUUCUCCUCUCUUUUCUCCCAUCAUCUGCGCCAACGUUUGAGACGUCCCCUCCCUUUCCUCUCAGGACUUGACAAAGCAGAGAAGAUUGCUUUCGACCCAACUCCAGACAGUGAUAGGAUCGAGGAUUUAUCCGAAGAGGUCGUGGAGGACUUUAAGAUGAGAACAACGAGGAUUGAGAUGGGUUGGAUUGAGAAUGGGACGGAGUAUAAGAAGGAUUUUGGAUGGAGACGGGCUAAGCUUUUGGAGGAAAACAGGUUGAUGGGAGAGAUGCGACCACGGGCCAUCCGAAAUUCAGGAGCCUUGGGACGAGUUAAUGGAGGCUACAUUAGUGUUGAAGCUAAGAUCCUCCGUCUCCCCCUGACAGCAAAGGACUUGGCAUAA
This is a messenger RNA of Hyaloscypha bicolor E, 798 nucleotides long. RefSeq lists its product as uncharacterized. The transcript has 2 exons. The record is from RefSeq and is a predicted model, not a curated record. NCBI's taxonomy places the organism in Eukaryota, Fungi, Ascomycota, Leotiomycetes, Helotiales, Hyaloscyphaceae. The coding region runs from base 1 to 798 and encodes 265 amino acids.